Messenger RNA from Cydia pomonella (codling moth), 4086 nucleotides. RefSeq names its product zinc finger and BTB domain-containing protein 17-like. Lineage: Eukaryota; Metazoa; Arthropoda; Insecta; Lepidoptera; Tortricidae. Gene Ontology annotation, molecular function: DNA-binding transcription factor activity, RNA polymerase II-specific; zinc ion binding; RNA polymerase II cis-regulatory region sequence-specific DNA binding. The transcript has 12 exons. Gene Ontology annotation, cellular component: nucleus. Bases 162 to 2084 code for a protein of 640 amino acids. Gene Ontology annotation, biological process: regulation of transcription by RNA polymerase II. The record is from RefSeq and is a predicted model, not a curated record.
CUUGUUUUUUUUUAUUCACAUAUCAUGCGUGAAUCGGAACUAAUCUAUCGACGCCGGCUUUAUCCCGCCAUUUUGGCAUUGUAGUUUCCGGUUGACAAAUUAUGCAGUAUUUUGUGAUAUUUUAGCGUGGAUUCAGUGUUUCUCGUGAUUUUUACACCAAAAUGGAUUGGCAAUUAACCUGUCGAGUAUGUCUAGAAACUGGUGAUAUGGUAUCUUUAUUUGAUUGGGAUGAAAAUAACGAGCAACUCGGUGACAAGUACACUUACUGCUGUGGCGUGGAGGUGACGAAAAAUGAUUCUUUGCCCACGCUUAUCUGUCUGAACUGCGUGGACCGUCUAACAUUCGCGUUUCAGUUCAAACAGCAGUGUUUGUCGUCGAACGACACUUUGAAAGAAUGUCUCGAGGAAUUUAUGAGGAGCUCUGCUGCUGUGACGGCUUCUUCGUCCAAGAAAACGGUAACAGAAACAGAAACAAUAAGCAUAAAGCAAGAAAAUGGACUACUCCUGCAAUAUGAGCUGCCUGUGGAACAUGACCCUCAGAUCCAGUGGACACGGACACUCACCAAGACUCCUAACAAUGCUGUGGUGACUAAGGCUCCCAAGCCGAGGAGCAGGGGACGGCCAAGGAAGUAUCCUAACAAACAGGGUCAGAUUGAUGUAUCACCAUACCAACGCAAGAAGCAGAAAGAACCUCAGAAAGAGCAGGAAUCCCUCACAUCACUGUUGGCUUCUGGCUCCCUGGACCUUAAGCAGGAGCCUGGAGAAGAUGAGGAACCAUUUGACAGUGCUGACUUUGCUGGAGGUGAUGAUCCUGAUUUUGAACCUGAUGAGGAAGCGGAAUCUGAUGGAGGCCUUAAAAAAGAGGUUACAACACCCCGUAAGCGGGGCCGGCCGCGCAAGGUGGUGGCGGAGAAAGCUGGAGAAGUUGACGACGGCGAGGACAUGCUGCUGAAAGAAACCAUCAUGGCCUUCUCGGAGCCCAUCCCGGACCACAUCCUCAACCCUAAGCCACGGCAGAAAUAUGCCAGCAAGAAGCGAUAUGUUUAUGAGAAAACGCACACUUGCGAGACUUGCGGCUCCUCGUUCACGUCCAACGCGUCUCUGCAGGCGCACAUUCGGCGCCAUUUGGGCAUCAAACCGUUUGUUUGCAGCGUGUGCGGGUAUUCGUGCGUGCUCAACAUGGAGCUCCGUCGCCACAUGAUGCGCCACACCGGCCAGCGGCCCUACAAGUGCCGCGUGUGCGACCGCCGCUUCGGCGACUUCGGCUCCAGGCAGAAACACGAGAGGCCAGUUCAUCACUUAUUAACUGUUAUGGGUCGGUGUAGAUGUAGUCGGCUGUUUAACGUUCUAAUACCAUUUGAACAGCCCACUACGCCAUACCAAAACCCGGUUAAAAAUAGUCCUAAAGCGUGUAUGGGAACACAAUGUAACGAGGGAAAAAAAUGUUCCUUCAAAUACCUAUCGCUUACCCUGUGCCCUGACAGCGUAUGUGGCUACUCGUGCGUGAUGAAAGAAGCACUUAAGCGACACAUGCUUCGGCACACCGGCGAGCGGCCCUACAAAUGCCGCAUAUGCGACCGGCGAUUUGGGGAUUUCGGCACUAGGCAGAAACACGAGAGGUUGCACAUGGGCGUGCGUCCUUACCAAUGCUCGUUGUGCGGCAAGGCAUUCACCUAUUCGUACGUGUUGGCUAACCAUAUGCUUACACAUACUGGCGAGAAGAAAUAUGCAUGCGAACCGUGUAACAAGAAAUUCACAAAAGCCCACCACCUCAAGUACCACAACAAGGUGCACCACCAGGAACUCUACAUCCAGCAACAGCUCGAGCUGGAAGCCAAGAAGAUCAGGCAGCAGAUCAACGUGUCUGGUCUAUCUGGCGUUCUCUCCGGACAGAUUGUGGACGGCGCCCUGCAACUUAUACAGACUAAUGAGGAAGACGGCGAGCAGGAGCUACAAAUGCACGUGGUGGAGGAGGCGGACCCCGAGGACAGCGAGGCCAAGGAGACCGACCGCGCCGUCGCCGGCAUGCAAGCGGUCGUGUUAGACAGCGAAUUCUCUAUGGAAGAAGACGACAAGACGCAGUAAAUAAUAGAAUCACUGUAAUAUUAAAUAAUCUGUUAGUUAGACGUAAUAAAAGUAAAGCCCCAUCGCAUACACGCAACCAUGAGGUUGUUGCUAAUUAUUUCCAUUGGAUAUACAGGUGGCUCCCACCAUGGGGCUUUAAAUGCAGGGCUAGAUCCUGUUCGCUACACUGAGCUACUUCUAUUGUGGGACCGACCUCGGAAUAUCGAAUGGGUUUCGGCUUUUCAUACAUUUUGGCUGAUCAGCAUAAGCUUUUUGGUGCGGGAAUGAUUUCAUGUAUUUAUAAUUUUGUUUAUAUAAAAUAAUUACCAAACUAUGAAUUAGUAAUAGUUAGCUCCAAAUGUGCUAUAAAAUGUGAAAAUACUAUCGGUUUUUAUAGUUUUUACCUAGUUUUUUGGCUCGUGUAAAAUAUUCUCGCACCAAAAACCCCAAUGUAUGCUGAUCAGAUGUCGAUGUCUUCUAUGGAAAAGUAAAAAAAAAACACAUUUCAGGGUUGGUCCCAGUAGCUCUACUCACUAGCAUACUGUAUAAUUGAAUUGCCUCACAUGUUGGUCAAGUUCAGAGCCGGAUUGUCUAGCUCUGAUAAAUUCAGACCUGGUGUCUAUGCGCAAGCAUAUUUGUAAACUCUGACCACGCUUACUUUGCAUAAACUUGGCAGUUAGAAUGCAUACAUGCCCCUAUUAACACCUUACUUAACGUAGCACGUGACAUGAAAACUUAGCGUGGUCCAACUCUAAAAUAAAUUUAACCCUUAAGUGCAUAGUGUUGCCAAAUGUCUACAGAGCAUUAGACAGCUUACAGAUUUUAAAAAUCGAAUCAUAAUUUUUAGUCUUUUAUUAUUAUUAUUUUGAUCGUAAAUUAAUACACUUUCAGAUGUUUUAUUCAAAUUUGCGCAAUAUUUUAGUUUUAAAAAAUUACAUUAGUUUUAAGACGAAAUGGCGGAAAAUUUGGAAAAUCUCUAAAAGUUAGUGAUUUUUAGUACAAGUGAUUUAGGCGGUUUUUUUCGGGGUUUGCAAUUAUUUUAUAUUUAAAAUCAUUAUCAUAGGUAUAUCACAAGUAGUGUACCUACUGAAAAUUAUAUAUUUACAUAAAUAUGAUUUAGCCUAUGUAAAUUCUAACACUGAUUUAGCAGUAAAGUCGAUGUUUUUUUAUUUUUUCCAGAAUCAGUAAACAAUUAUGUAAUACAUAUAUUAAUUUCAGGCAAAAAGAAAAAAAUCAUGCAUUUAAGGGUUAAAUCAAAAUGUCUAUGACCAAAAAAAAACAAAUUACCGUGACUAUUACCUUGACCACCACGGUAAUCUGUCAGAUAGAAUAGAUAAAUUCAGAUCUAAGUGUCUAUGAAAUAUAAUUGUGUUAUAAAGUAAGGGCGCUAAGCAGAACUUCGUACACAGUCCAGCCUGUUGCUAUCUCUAUCGCACGUGCAUAUUUAUACUGCUGUCCCGCUCGCACAGUGUCAUUGUCCACCGGCGCCAGAUAGGAAAUGGCGGGCAUUGUACGAAAUUCUUCGUGCAUAGCGUCCUUUCUUUAGCAAUAUUCCCGUUAGUUCCUUGUGGGGUCAAAUGGUAAACCAAUUUCCAUUUUAGUUUUUUUCAGUUUUAUUUUUCUGUAGUAAAUCUUUUAAAACUUAAUGAUAAAAUGGUAAUAAAUGGGGACUAUCGGGACGAUGGACCUAAUCCAUAUUUAAUCAUUAUUCAGUUUCUGAAAUCGAGGUGAUGUUCGACAUUUUUAUCAAUUCAUAACAUGACAGCUAUAUGUAUUUUAUAGGUCAUGUUAUGUCGAAUAUUGCUCUUGGCAAUCAAACAUGACAUUUUAUUACAUUUGUAAAUAUUUCAUUGCAUUUUAUAAUUUGAAAUGUCAUACUUUUAUUUUAUACAAUAAGUAAAUGCCUAAAAUUAGGUAUGUUAUGUAUUGACGUAGUAUAAAUUAAUAAACAAGUUAUUUUAUUGUAUAUAGUCGGUUACUGUUAUCUGUGUGUAACUUUUAAAUAAUACAAUCAUGGAGCAAA